AUGCCCUGGCAGCCGCUGCCUCUGUCGUAUGCGGUUGCCAUCUACCCGUUCCAGCCCUCGGCGUCACCGUCAGAACUGCCUCUUCAGAUUGGUGACCAGUUAUAUGUCAUCGAACAAGGCGGCAAAAAUGGCGCCUGGUGUCGAGGCUACCUUGUGGCACCGCCCACCAUGUUAUCUGCAUUGACACCCAAUGGCAGGACCGCCGGCGAUGCCCGCGUCUUCUCUGGCAUAUUCCCAAGAUGCUGCAUAGAUGUUCGAGAACAGCUGGGCCCUGAUGUCGAGACCCUGGUUCAGCCAGGCCAACCCAAGCCAUCUGCUCCGGUACCAAUGUUGAAGAUUGGCGAUGAGUCCCCGACCUCAACGAGUGAGCCAUUAGUGGACGAAAUCACUUCCUGUCUACGAGAAUGGUACAUUCUUCACCUCCCGGACCUGGUUCUACGGCGACGAUACCAUCUUCUCAACCAUAUGUCAGAGACCACCACACGGCUUGACUACGCCAGACGAGAAUUGCUCAACGACGUCCUAACCACCCAAGAGAGGAUCCAGGUCCGCCAUGAUGCCGUAUGGGACCUGGUUCGAGGGAAUAAGAUGCUUAGCGGCGAGGUCAUUGUCCGCGAUCCCGCUCGCCAGGGCAGAUUGAUGACUUCGCAGGACUCGGCCAUAGAGCUAGCGAAGUUGCAGUCGGUCAUGAGCGUGCUGAAUGCCUCGCCCGUGGAAAAGCCCAAAGCAACCUCACUUCAUCAUUGUCUGCUCGAGGUUAGGUCAGUUGCCGGCUCCGGAACGGACGCGACAUCAAUAAAUAUCGCAUUGUAUCAAAGGGACAUUGAUGGGAAUCUCAAACCGUUCUCGGAAACAUAUAGUGCUACUGCCAACGCCAACAUGAAGACCCUCUUCUCAGAUUUGAGCAAUCAUGAUAUUGGCACGAAUGGUCGCUUGUAUUUGGUCGUCAAGGUUGUGGUUUCUGAGCCUCCUAGGAAGCCCAAAAGAAGCGUUUCCACUAGGCCACCGUCACGGAAUGGGACUCUACUCGGUCAACGGCAACUGUCUCUGAACAAGCGAAGGUCGAGUUUAAUGUUCGGAAAGAAAAGGAAUGCCGAAAGACCCCAGCCGGCUCAAAACGGACGAACAACACCCCAGUCGCAAGACAGAUCAUCGACCCCAUCAAUCAUCGAAGAAGAGGAAGAUGGUCAGAGCAAGCCAGCAGGUCCACCCGUUCCUCGAACUGUCGGGGUUGGCGUUCUAGACACCGCGAGUAUUAUGAGAGAGCGCCAGCCGCGCGAAGAGAGUGUUACAAUCUGGUCCCUGUCACAGCGCGAUGACGAGAAGGGUGCCGAGUCUCACCCGGUAGAGUCCCAGCUCCUGGACAGUGCCGGCAAAGGUCUAAUUGUGUCGGGCCAAAUCUCUACCGUGAAUGUGACCGUGACACCUUACACCGCUCCAGAUGCGGACACCCUGAUCAAGAACACUCCGACCUCAAUGCACAUGGUCACCAAGACCCAAAAGAUUGGAUUCUCCGAAGCACCGACCAAGCCUCGUACGGACAUUUACCUGACUUUGAGCAGGGCUGUGCUUGCCCCCGGCUCAUUUCUGUCCCAUCCCGAAGUGAACGUGGCGCCGAUCAAAGCGCAUUCGCCUCAGAAUCUCCAACUUACCAUGGAGGUUCGUGAUAAUGCUGGACGACGUGUCGAGCAUUGCAUCUUCCCAUCCUCGAAUGGCGCGGGAGUAACAGCCUUCCGGACAAAUGCUGUGGAGCUGGACCACAGAUGGGAUCAGACACUUUGCCUGCGAGUACCUACCGAAAAAGUGCCCGAAAGUCACCUGGUCCUGAGCAUCGCGGAUGCACCUGAGUUCCCAUUUGCGUUGGCUUGGCUGCCGUUAUGGGACAAGCAAGCCUUCGUCAGUGACGGCAAACAUUCACUUAUUCUCCACGCGUACGACAAGAUUACAUCCAGCAUUGUUCAAGGGCGUGGCGCCUACUUGUCCCUACCCUGGAACAACGCCAGUUAUAAGACUAUUCAUGAGGGAGCCUUGGCCACGAUCGCAUCGCUGGAAGUUUUCACUCACCUUUGCAGCACGGAAUAUUCCCAGCAUCGCAACCUGGUCAGCCUCACUAACUGGAAGCACCAGACAUCGGUUCAGCUGUUGGAUAUACUCCAGAAGCUGACUUUUGUUCCAGAAAUCGAGAUUGUCAAGCAGCUCAAGGAGGUAUUAGAUGCUUUGUUCGGCGUCCUGGUGCACAAAUCAGGCGAGUCAAAGUUCGAAGACUUGAUCUUUAACGACAUUGUGUGGGUGCUUGGAAUUGUCCAUGACAGAAGAUUCAAUUUGGGCCCUCUGAUUGAACAGUAUACCGAGAACCAUUUCCGCUUCCCAUACGCCGCAUCUUGUCUCAUCCGCAGCUUUACGCGGCUGUUACAGAGUGUAUCAGAUCCUCAGAGUGCUCGCGACAUGAGAGCGCUUUUUAAAGUUGGCAAGAAUUUUAUGAGAAUCCUCAUCAUCUCCUACCAGCAGCGACGUUUCGGUUCCCAGCAGAGAGAUGGCGACGAGAAGCACUCCAAUUUCAAGGAAGACAUGCAAGCAAUCCUGUUUGGACUGCAGAUGAUGAUGCGAAGCGAGACACCGGCCCUUGUCGGCAGCAAGACCCUGCUUGUCCAGAAGUUCCAUGAUUGGCUUCCGGAACUGUUGCCAGCUUUUAGCAAGGAAGAGGUCCUAAAUGUCGCGGUUGACUUCAUGGACGCAUGCGAGGAAGCCACCGGGAAGCUCCUCUUGUACAGGAUCAUCCUAAUCUUGAACUACACCAAGCUAGACCAGAUCUGGGUCGACGAAAGAGAUCGGAGGUUAUUGGUUAAGAGCUGUCUAAGGUGGCUGACGCCGUUCUGGACCCCUAACGACGGAACGGAGGACUGGCGGGAACAGGUGCGACUAUGCUGCUCGGUUGUCGCCGAGCUCACGCGUUUUCCUACUCACCACCUCCACGAUUUCAUGCCGAGACUCAUCUCUGCGUACAAAGCCAUUGCAGAGCAAGGUACUGCCAGGCGGCGAUCACUAUCCCUCCUCUUCCCAGACUCCUACCCGUUCACGACGAAGCCAUCCGAAGCCAAUGAUCAGUUCGAUGAAACGCUGCUUGAGCUGUCGUCCCUCAUAUCUACUAUCGCAAAGAUCCGACCACCUUCAACCCUGAAACUUCAAGGACCAGAACUGUCGAACUACAUUACCUCGACGCUCGCCGUGUUACGAUCACUCCUGGGGAACGACGCCUUCCCCACAACAUGGCUCAGUUUGCACAUCUAUCACCACUCCUCGGCCCUCACGAUUUUGAACCAUCUCUCCACACUCCUUGUCUCAUCAUACCUUCCAAAGCCAGAAGACGCUGACAGCUUUGACAUGCAACUAUGGAAGUCCUUCCUCGAUACCCUCCUCCUUCUUGUCUCUUCACCAGCCCUCACGCUCGAACUCUUCCCGGAACAAAAACGCCGCGCUGUGUGGAAGAUUGCGGGCGACGUUCGUCAAUCUGGAGCGGACCUUCUCCGCCGAGCUUGGGAAAGUCUCGGCUGGGAAGCCACGGCGGACGACCAGCGGAGGUACAACAUCCGCAAGCUGGGCGGGUAUCAAGUGCAGUAUGUGCCCAGCCUCGUGGCCCCCACCAUCAGUCUCUGUCUGAGCAUGCACGAAAGCCUUCGAAAGGUGGCCGUCGAAGUGCUCCAGACCAUGAUCGUCAGCGAGUGGGCGCUCAGCGAGGACCUGGAGCUGAUCGAGACUGAAAUCAUCGGCGCCCUCAACUCGGUUCUCAAGGCCAAGCCGGCGACCGCGAACGAGGCGUUGAGCCGCAAAAUCUUCAUCACGGAGUUGCUCGAGCUGUUCUCCACGAUAGCGAAUCAGCCGGAUGAUGCCUUGUGGACGGCGCUCGAAGAAUUGGUGGGCACGGUCGAAGAACUCGUUGACCUGCUCACCAGCACUGAGUCCGACGACGACCAGAUUGCGAGGAAUCCGGCAGACACGACGAACCAUAAAGGCCAUGACAGUGGCAACCACCAGCGGACCGCCAGCAAGGAGUCUCAAAACUCCGAGGCGAAGGAACUCGCCCGUGCCAGGAGAAGCAUUGAUGGUCUGUCGCCCUCAUCUCAGCAGCAGAGGCAGCAGCAUGGUCGCGAGAGGGAGUAUGGAGUCCACGCACUGGAGUGCUACAAGCAGCUUGCCGAGGAGUACGAGAGGAGCGGCGACUACAAGAGGCUGGCAAAGACGCACAGGGCGAUUGCGCGAAUUCACGAGGCCCGAGCAGCGAGUCGACUUCGUGGGCGGGACGUCGUGAAUGGAUCUCGCCAAGUCGGGAGGGAUACAGACGGAGAAGACGAUGAAGGGUAG
This is a messenger RNA of Cladophialophora yegresii CBS 114405, 4359 nucleotides long. RefSeq lists its product as uncharacterized. Gene Ontology annotation, cellular component: cytoplasm; plasma membrane. Bases 1 to 4359 code for a protein of 1452 amino acids. Lineage: Eukaryota; Fungi; Ascomycota; Eurotiomycetes; Chaetothyriales; Herpotrichiellaceae. Gene Ontology annotation, molecular function: small GTPase binding; guanyl-nucleotide exchange factor activity. Gene Ontology annotation, biological process: small GTPase-mediated signal transduction. The record is from RefSeq and is a predicted model, not a curated record. The transcript has a single exon.